GUCUCUAUGUGUGUGUUAGGAGCUGUCGGGUUAGAAUAAUAACCGAACUCCACUUUAGCGCGUUUACAACUGUAGAGACACAAAAAAUUAGCUCAACUUAAACCUUGAGUACCAGACCUUGAAGUCUGGCAAUUCAGAGCUAAAAGUGAAACAUUUUGUAGUAAAUUUGUUUCUAGUAUCGUGUAGAUUGUUGCCGAGUUAAAAAAUUUGAACUAUCGAUGUAAAUUGAAGUUUGUUAUAAACUAAAUAUUCAUUAUAUUUUAUGAGAAACGUUGAAACCUCAAAAAUGUUAGAUUUUUAAAUAUAGUUUGGUUUUCUGGUCAUUUGCUACUAGGUUAUAAGCUCAAAAGGGAGCUGCCACUGCGGUCUGAACCUCCUCCAGUGCGGUGAUUAUGCGGCCGGCUCUGCGUCUAUAAAACGCGGCUUCAGCAGAGCUCAGCCCAGGCUUUUGGGGGCGCAUUCCUCGGAGCUCUUUCGUCCUGUUUUCCCUGAUGGAGGGAAGCGGAGCUCCUGCUGAGGACAUCCUCCUCCGGCGUCCCUGGCUUCCCGUGAGCAUCAGUGGGUGCCAGCUCCUGGCCAAGAGCUGUUUCGGUGAGACGGCGUACCAUAUCCUGCUCACUGACAUGCACUGUGUGUGGGAGGAGAGGAUGGACACAGCAGACAUCCAGAGCAGAGCACAGGAGCUUAACAGGCGUUUGCGAGCCCCAGUCAAAGCCUUCUUCACUCACCUUUGUGAGGUGGUUAAGCCCUGCCUGGCGGGAGUCGGCAGCCAGACUGAAAACGAGGUUCAGAUCUCUCUGACGAGACAGGAGGACGGUAGCAUCAACAUGAGGCUGAAGAGCGAGCUGGCAGGGCUCCCUUUCCACUGGGAGUUUCACUGCACCCCUGCCCCAGUAGCUUUGGUGUGCAUUCAGCUGGUGCGCCCCCUGCUGACGAUGAGCCGCCUGCUGCAGCGGCGGGUGGAGCAGCUGGGAGGUCUGCUGGUGAGGAAGGACACUGAGAUCCAGGACUACAGAGAGAAUGGAGCCACGCUCAGCAGAGAACGGCUGCAGACAGAUGUUUUUGAGGAGCACACCCACAGAGAAGACUUCAUUGCAAAGGCUCUUCCUCUGCUCUGUUCUGAACAACAGGAAGCUCUGGGCUUCGAUGGCGAUCUUCAGGAGCUAUACGCCGCCAUCGUCACUCACGGAAGUGCACGAAAGCGCAAACUGUCGGAGCAGCACUCUGCUGAGGAGAUCGAACACGCCAACAAAGAGCCAGAACUCGUCUUAAACUCUUCAGCCGGCGGAUCUGUCAGCAGUGAAUCGGCUGAUGGGAAUGAAAAACAGACCAACAACGGGGAGCCGGAAACACGUGGAGCCAAGAUGGUCAACAGACCCAAAAUGCAGCAGUCUCUUCCUGUCACAUCCACCGCUGCAGAGCGACCGGCCUCCAAACCAAAGAAGAAGAAAGUGGGCCUGUUCAGAUGAUCUCGAGCAGUAGGACGCACACACAAUUACGAAAUUAGAAAAAGUGCCGUCCUUUA
Molecule: messenger RNA, 1525 nt
Organism: Neolamprologus brichardi
Lineage: Eukaryota; Metazoa; Chordata; Actinopteri; Cichliformes; Cichlidae
Gene: nhej1
Product: nonhomologous end-joining factor 1
Biological process (GO): double-strand break repair via nonhomologous end joining
Cellular component (GO): nucleus; DNA ligase IV complex
Molecular function (GO): DNA end binding
Source: RefSeq, a predicted model, not a curated record